This is a messenger RNA of Rotaria socialis, 3468 nucleotides long. Lineage: Eukaryota; Metazoa; Rotifera; Eurotatoria; Philodinida; Philodinidae. The record is from the annotation of a GenBank genome assembly.
AUGGCAGAGUAUUCGGCAAUAACCCGUUUAUCUCGUCAAAUAGGUGUCUCUUUUAGAGGUGAUAGAAAUGCAAGAUUCACUACCAAUGAUGAAAAACGAAUAAUAACAAUUAAUACUGGACCACAAUCUGCUAAAUUUACAUCAAAUAAUAUCAGCACAAGCAAAUAUUCUCUAUUAACAUUUUUGCCUAAAUUUCUCUUUGAACAAUUUCGAAAAUAUUCAAACAUCUUUUUUCUUUGUAUUGUUAUAUUUCAACAAAUUCCAGGCGUAUCCCCAACAGGUAGAUAUACAACAGCAGUUCCACUAUCAUUUAUUCUUUGUUGUGCUGCGCUUAAAGAAAUCAUUGAGGAUGUGAAACGUCAUAUACAAGACGAUGCAGUCAAUCGUAGAAAAGUCCUAAUUUACCGAGAAGGAAGUUUGUUGUUAACAGCUUGGAAAAAAGUUAAAGUCGGCGAUAUUGUCAAAGUUAAUGAUAAAGAAUACUUUCCAGCUGAUCUUGUUUUAAUUUCUUCUGGUGAACCGAACUCUAUAUGUUAUAUUCAAACAUCGAAUUUAGAUGGUGAAACAAAUCUUAAAGUUCGACAGGGUUUACCACAAACUGCUCAUAUAAAAUCCAGGAUAGAAUUAAAAAAUUUACAAGGAACAAUUGAGUGUGAAUUACCAAAUAGAAAUUUAUAUGAAUUUGCUGGAACAUUACAAAUUAAUAGUGCUGCUUAUCCUAUUCCAUUAGGUGCUGAUCAAGUACUUUUACGCGGCUCGCGAUUACAAAAUACCACAUGGAUCUAUGGAGUUGUUAUCUAUAGUGGGCAUGAUACGAAGUUAAUGUUGAAUUCAUCAUCUGUUCCACUUAAAAGAACCAAUGUUGAACAAGUGACAAAUAAACAGAUUUUGCUUCUACUUCUUUUAUUGAUUAUCCUAUGCGUAUUCAGUACGAUUGCUGGAGAAAUUUGGAGUGACAAAAAUAAAGAAAAGCAUUGGUAUCUUGGUUUAAAUCUUAUUGAAGAUGGAAAAAGAUGGCAGAGUAUUGGUUAUACAUUUUUAACAUUUUUUAUUUUAUUUAAUAAUUUGAUUCCAAUUUCAUUACAAAUAACAGUUGAUUUAGUCAAAUUUAUCCAAGCUUAUUUUAUUAAUUGGGAUAGAGAUAUGUACGAUCCAGAGACAGAUACACCAGCUAAUGCAAGAACAUCUAAUCUAAAUGAAGAACUUGGUCAAGUUAAAUAUAUUUUUUCGGAUAAAACUGGUACAUUAACAAAAAAUGAAAUGAUUUUCAAGCAAUGCUCUAUUGGUGGUAUUAUGUAUGGAUCAGGAAAUAUAUCUGAAUUUAAUGGUUAUGAAUUACUUAAAAAUUUACACGAACAUAGUACAUGCAAUGAAAUUCGUGAAUUUCUAACUUUACUUGCCACUUGUCAUACAGUUGUACCAGAAAAUAAAGUGUAUACUGAGUUACCAACUGAAGUAGCCUAUCAAGCAUCGUCACCAGAUGAAUAUGCACUAGUUACAGCAAUGAAGCAACUCGAUGUUGUAUUUUUCAGUCGUACACCAGAUACUGUCACUAUUAAUUUUUUUGGUGAAAAAGAAGAAUAUCAAAUUUUAAAUGUUUUGGAAUUCACCAGUGAUCGUAAACGAAUGAGUGUGAUUAUUCGAACACCUCGAAAUGAAAUUAAAUUGUAUUGUAAAGGCGCUGACAAUGUUAUUAUGGAACGCCUUGUGCCAAAUGAUCAAAAUAUGCAAUUAACUUCCAAUCAUUUAGAAAGCUUUGCUAACGAUGGUCUUCGAACAUUAUGUCUUGGUUAUCGAAUUUUAUCUGAUGAAGAAUACAAUGAAUGGUUGGUAAAAUAUCGAGAAGCAUCAACAGCAAUCAAUAAUCGAAAUGAAUUAGUUGCUCAAAUAGCAGAAAAAAUCGAACGAGAUUUAAUUCUAUUAGGUGCAACUGGAAUUGAAGAUAAAUUACAAGAUCAAGUUCCUCAAAGUCUAAUUAUGCUACAGAGAGCUGGCAUUAAAAUAUGGGUAUUAACAGGAGACAAAAAGGAGACUGCAGUGAAUAUUGGCUAUUCAUGUAAAAUUUUAUCCGAUCAAAUGUUAAACUUGACAUUAGACGAAAAAAAUCGUGAUGAUACACAAAGACAAUUACGUCAACAUUGUCAAAAUUUUGGUGAUUCAUUAUGUAAAGAGAAUCUUGCUUCAUUAGUUAUCGACGGACAUACACUUAAAUAUGCGUUGCAUGCUUCAUGUCGUCAAGAUUUUCUCGAUUUAGCUAUGUCUUGCAAGACUGUCAUUUGUUGUCGAGUUAGUCCAAAACAGAAAGCAGAAGUUGUUGAACUUGUUAAAAAAUCAACUGAUGCAAUUACAUUAGCUAUUGGCGAUGGUGCUAACGAUGUCGGUAUGAUACAGAUGGCACAUGUAGGUGUUGGAAUAAUGGGUCAUGAAGGUGUUCAAGCAGCAUGUGCAUCCGAUUAUACUAUAGGUCAAUUUCGAUUUUUAACUAAACUGUUAUUUGUUCAUGGUGUAUGGAGUUAUCGUCGUUUGUGCAAAGUACUAUUGUAUUCAUUUUAUAAAAAUAUUUGCCUAUAUGUUAUGGAGCUUUGGUUUGCAUUGCAUAGUGGAUUUUCUGGUCAAAUUCUAUUUGAAAGAUGGACGAUUGCUAUCUAUAAUGUAUUAUUUACUGCAGCACCGCCACUAGCACUUGGACUAUUAGAUCGUUGUUGUAGCGCACAGACCAUGAUGGAUUCUCCAGCUAUUUAUAGAAUGUCACAAAAUCGAUCAGAUUUCAAUAUUAAAAUUUUCUGGACUUGGUGUCUCAAUGCUGUUUAUCACUCAGUUAUUUUGUACUUUAUGUCAUAUGCUAUGCUUCGACAUGACGUUGCAUUUCGCAACGGACAAGUGGGUACUUCUCUACUACUCGGCAAUAUGAUCUAUACAUAUGUCGUCAUUGUCGUUUGUCUUAAAGCUGGACUCGAAAGUGAUUCAUGGACAUUGCUAAUGCAUAUUGCUAUUUGGGGAAGUAUAGCUUCAUGGUUUAUAUUUUUUUCUAUAUACAGUUAUGUUUGGCCAACAUUUCCAGUUGCUGCAGAAAUGCGUGGUAUGGCUCAAUAUGUUUUUUCAAGUUCAUACUUUUGGUUUGGUUUAAUAUUAAUUCCAAUAACAACAUUACUAGCUGAUUUUGUUUAUAAUUGUAUUCAACGAACUUAUUUCAAAACAUUAAUGCAAGACGUACAAGAAAAAGAAAUUGCUCAUCACGAUCCAUCCGCCUUAGUGACGGGAAGACAACCAUCGUCUGUAUCACGUGUUUCUGAACGAUUAGCUAUAUUGAAAAACGUUUUUGUUCGAACAAGAACAUCAAGAACAGUUGGAGUGGAUGAUAGACGUUAUCAUGGAUUUGCUUUUUCACAAGAAGAGAAUGGUGUUGUUCCACAAGAUCAAUUAAUACGAAAUUAUGAUACGAAUAUAGCUAAACCUCCAGGUUUAUAA